CUUCGUUUUAGUUCGUAUUUUAUUCGCGUCGAGUGCACACGGUCUUUUGAAUCCCUCUUGCAAUACAAGUGUUCCAUUAUUUUGUUUUUCAUAGAAUUUCCUGAUGGCUAAAUUCGUUAAGUACAGUGAUUUCCUGUCUCCCAAUUAAACAAAUUUGUGGUUUAUUCGAAAGAACUCUUUAUUCAGCAAAAGAAACUGUUUCGCCACCAAAGGCUCAAGUUUUCGCUACGACCCGCCCUGGUGACAGCAUACAUGUAUUAUCCGGACGGUUUGUUCCAGAAAAUGACCAUUUCUUUGAUGUUCCGUGUCAACCCCAUUUACUAUUCGGACUACUCCGAUACGAACUAGGCUUGUACCUAAAAUUAUUGAAAUUACUUCAAAAGAAACGUCUGUUUUGCCAUUGGCUUUACCAUUUCGAAUAUUACAAGUUCGGAGUCUACCCAAAAGACAUCACCUGACAAUCAAUAUAAGUACUCGGUCUCAAGACUUGACUGUACAUUAUGGAUAUUGUGACAAAUUAUCACCCGGUCCUCAAGGCCUUCCUAGCCGGUUCCUUCUCCGGAACUUUCAGCACCAUCCUCUUCCAACCUUUGGACUUAGUGAAGACGAGGCUGCAGAACCCCAGUCACCAUGUUGUUGCGGCGACUGUCAACAGCCGAGUCCAACCCGGCAUGAUAACAAUCUUCGCGAACAUAGUACGCCAGGAGCAAAUCGCUGGGCUAUGGCGCGGCAUGGUGCCCUCCAUAGCCCGCUGCGUUCCCGGCGUCGGCCUUUACUUCUCGUCGCUCCACUGGCUGAAGGCGAAGCUCGGCAAGACCAGGAACCAGGAUCUGGGGCCAUUGGAAGCCGUGAUGCUGGGCGUCGUCGCGAGGACCAUGAGCGGCGUCGCCUUGAUUCCAAUUACUGUGAUAAAAACGAGAUACGAAUCGGGUGUGUACAAAUACAACAGUUUGGGUGGUGCACUGAAAGCUAUUUACAAGGCGGAGGGUCUCAGAGGUCUGUCAUGCGGCCUGGGGCCGACUCUGGCGAGGGAUGCACCAUUUUCGGGACUCUACCUCAUGUUCUAUACACAGGCGAAGCAAUCUGUUCCUAAAGAAUGGAUGCAAUCCCCCAGCGCAGCCAGUGUCAUACAUUUCAGCUGUGGCAUCAUGGCCGGUAUAGCAGCUUCUUUGGCAACGAAUCCGGCCGACGUGCUCAAAACUAAGAUGCAACUGUACCCGGACAAGUUUCCCAACGCGUUCAGUGCUGCCCUCUAUGUUCAACAGACUUACGGCUUCAGAGGCUACUUCAAAGGGGCUGUUCCAAGAAUGCUGCGUAGAACUCUAAUGGCUGCCAUGGCCUGGACUGUAUUCGAAGAGAUAACGCGAUCAAUAGGCUUGAAAUGAUACACAAUCGAUUACAAUUCGAUUUUUGAAUAAUACAUAAACUCGCUUUUUGGUAAGUCGAGUGUUGGGUGCUAUGUUCCUAGAAUUUUUGUAAUAUUUUCAGGUUAUUUUUUUGUUAUUCCUUGUGUAACCAAUGACUAUAACCAUGUAAUAAUAUUUUUCUUAGACUAAUGCCACAGUUACUGGGUAUUUGUUAUAGGUUUUUGUUUUUACAAUAGGAAAUCAUGUUAUACGUGUAAACAUAGUUGUAAAAUGUGAUAUUUUCCGUACCAAAUAAAGAGUGAGCCAUAUU
This is a messenger RNA of Amyelois transitella, 1677 nucleotides long. Its product is annotated as mitochondrial glycine transporter. The transcript is spliced from 6 exons. Gene Ontology annotation, cellular component: mitochondrial inner membrane; mitochondrion. Bases 501 to 1385 code for a protein of 294 amino acids. Gene Ontology annotation, biological process: glycine import into mitochondrion. Lineage: Eukaryota; Metazoa; Arthropoda; Insecta; Lepidoptera; Pyralidae. Gene Ontology annotation, molecular function: glycine transmembrane transporter activity. The record is from RefSeq and is a predicted model, not a curated record.